Molecule: messenger RNA, 1539 nt
Organism: Theileria orientalis strain Shintoku
Lineage: Eukaryota; Apicomplexa; Aconoidasida; Piroplasmida; Theileriidae
Exons: 6
Biological process (GO): maintenance of protein localization in endoplasmic reticulum
Cellular component (GO): endoplasmic reticulum membrane
Source: RefSeq, a predicted model, not a curated record
CUGCUGGUGCAUAUGGCGAGGCUGCCAUACUUCUUCGAAAGGCUCAUAUACCACUCAGUGGGAAUAUGCUUCGACUCACUGCUGUUCGAGAUGACGUUCAUGCCAAUCCAGGCAAUCACAACAACAUCGCACUUCAUCACUAAAUUCGGACUAUACAUAGCACGGGAAGUUAAGUACCUAGUAAAGAAUGAAAUAUAUAAGCCAACAAUUAGCAUAAGCGAGAAAUCGUUUAAAGACGCUCGGAGUAAAGGCGGAGAGUCGAGCGGAGCCCAGGGAACCGAAAGCCAGGUGACGCUGACGGAGAUCUGCGGCUGCGUCAGAUUCUUGGUGCUGGUGGCGACAAUAUACAUCUUCUCGCACAUCGACACGUCGAAGGUGUACCACAACAUCAAGGGGCAGCCGCUGAUGAAGCUGUACGUGAUAUUCAACAUGCUGGAGAUAUGCGAAAGGCUGUGCAGGUCCUUCAGCAGAGACAUCAUGGACAGCCUGGUGAGAACCACAAUCAAAAUCUUCUUCCACCACUUCCCGGAAGAAACGAGCAGCAACAGCACAAAUAACAUGGAGGCGUUCGGAGGUGGAGACGAGUACGGAGACUGGGACUUUAAAACGGCUAAAAACGCGAAUUCAAGCAAGUUGGAAGUGACGGAGGCAGUAAAGAGCACGUUCAACCAGAUAAAGGACCUGGUGAAGUCAGUGUCCUCAAAAUACGACGAAGACAGAAAGGGCAGGUCCAUACUGAACAGCUGCAGGAAGUACAGCGACAGCUUUAACAUAUACUACAAGUUCGCGUUCCUGUACGUGUCGGUGGUGGCGACAAUCUCCUUCCACUCGUUCCUGCACCUGGUCCGCGUGCUGAGCCUGAACAUAGCGAUCAACUCGCCGGAGUCGACAAUGUUCCUGCUGCUCAUCACAAACAACUUCUCGGAAAUCAAGUCGACGGUGUUCAAAAAGUACGACGCAGUGUCGCUGUUCGUGAUAUUUGCCUCGGACGCAGUGGAGCGCUGCUAUCUGUUCUGCGACGGCCUCCUGGUGAUCUUGAAGAUGUCGACGUCCAAAAGGCACCUCAGGUCGUACAUAACAGUGCUAAGUUGGCUCGUGGUAAUCUACGGGCUGGAGGUGCUGAUAGACCUGCUGAAGCACGGGUACCUGAUCAAGUUCAACAAAAUCAGGUCUGAAACGUUCGAGAAGUACAACUCCACGCUGGUGAUUGACACGCUCCUGUCGCGGGCAGUGUACAACGUGGAGAGGCUGACGUUGUCGAGGUUCGAAGUGCCAUGCAAAGGGUCCUUUUCGUUCUCCCACAUUUCCUCGAGGCGCCUAGGCUUCAUAUCGUCGCCGAUCGUGACACUGAUCGUGUGCAGCUUGCCAAAACUCGGGUUCCACCUCUCAAUCAAGACGUUCACGAUAUCUCUGCUGAUUUGGCUGUCGUUGCUGCUGAUGAAGAUAUCAAUAUCGAUACUGUUAACUGCCUACAGCAUUGAGAAGAGGGAGGAAAUAUAUGUGCUGGACCCCUCGUUCUACAGAAUAGGGGCGCUCUGA